This is a messenger RNA of Cucumis sativus (cucumber), 1054 nucleotides long. Its product is annotated as ubiquitin-conjugating enzyme E2-23 kDa. The record is from RefSeq and is a predicted model, not a curated record. Gene Ontology annotation, molecular function: ubiquitin conjugating enzyme activity. Lineage: Eukaryota; Viridiplantae; Streptophyta; Magnoliopsida; Cucurbitales; Cucurbitaceae. Bases 257 to 808 code for a protein of 183 amino acids. Gene Ontology annotation, cellular component: nucleus. Gene Ontology annotation, biological process: protein polyubiquitination; ubiquitin-dependent protein catabolic process. The transcript is spliced from 7 exons.
CCAACACUUUAUCCGACUUUUGGUAUUAAAAAUUUGGCUUCUGAUCUAUGUGUUAAUAAUGAAAAAUUGAUUCCUCCUCUCUCCCAUUUUUGCACUUUGUUCUUUGUUUGUUGCCGAUGAAACCUUUCUUCUUUGGCAUUUCAGAGUUUUCCUCUUGUUUUCUACUUCUGGGUUUUCUUCAUUGAGCUGGGAUUUUCACGCCAUUGCGAUCCUGUCCUUGCUUUCUCUUGAAAUAUUUGAGGUGUUGGAAUUUGAAAUGUCGUCUCCAAACAAGCGGAGAGAUAUGGAUGUCAUGAAAUUGAUGAUGAGUGAUUACAAAGUGGAGAUGAUCGACGAUGGGCUUAGCGAAUUUAAUGUUGAAUUCAACGGUCCAAAAGAAAGUGUAUACGAAGGUGGAGUUUGGAAAAUCCACGUUGAACUUCCUGAUGCUUAUCCGUACAAGUCCCCAUCUAUUGGGUUUGUGAACAAGAUAUAUCAUCCAAAUGUUGAUGAACUAUCUGGUUCUGUCUGCCUGGAUGUGAUUAACCAAACUUGGAGUCCAAUGUUUGACCUAUUGAAUGUUUUUGAAGUUUUCCUUCCACAGCUUUUGCUAUAUCCCAAUCCUUCAGAUCCCCUUAAUGGCGACGCAGCAUCUCUAAUGUUAAAAGACAGAAGCCAAUACGAUCAGAAAGUCAAAGAGUACUGCGAACGCUAUGCAAAAAGGGAAAACGUGACGAAUUCAGGUGCAGAAGAUGAGAGUGAAGAAGAUGUAAGUGAUGAUGAAAGUGAUUCAAGCGACAAUGAUAUUGCUGGUCAUGUUGAUCUCUAAAGGCCUUACUAGAUUCACACUCUCUCAUUCAGACAAAAAAAUGAAGAAACACAUGAAAUGAUGUGUUCCAUUACAUGGUUUGUUUGGAAUGAAUGGAUAUUUCUGUUUGUUUUUGCCAACUUACAAUUAGGCUGUAAAAUAAUGAAUGGUUUUCAUGUUUUGGGGGUAAGUGGAAGUACACUCCUAUAUGAUGUUGAAAUGUUAGUUUGUAUCUUAAAUUAAUGCCACAAACUCUGUUCGCUACUU